AUGAAGCAGACCUGGUGGUUCAUCGCCGGCAUGUCCCCACGUGUACAGCUGGAGAUGAUGGUCAAGACAGCUUUCUUGCUCUCCUUCUUCCCCAAGGGGGGGCGCAUAGCCUCGAGCGUUGUUCACCCAUCGGCCCAAGACCUGGUCCAGCACGAGAUGCUUCGGAGCUGUGGGGCUCGUGGUCCAUGCAUCCGAGCGCUUCGCGGCGGGUCGCUGUCAGGAUCGUUUGAGGAGGGCAUGUUUGCCACAACAGAGCCUGAAGAACGCUCCAAGUCCGUGAGCGAGGAGGCCAACGUUCGAGGCCUCCUGAAGCGGGACAACCCGUCCAAGCUUAGGAUCUACUCAGGGCCGUCGAGGGCGAAGGAGAGGAGGGAGUCCUCGAAGAUCUGGCAGCAGGACUACAACAAGAAGGACAGAGUGAUGCUCUGCAAGCUCUUCGACGCAGCUCAUUGCGACGAGGGGGUCACGCUGGAGGAGGGGGGGACGAUGCUGACAAGUAGUGAGGGCAGGCCAUCCUGCUGCGCUCUCUCGCAUCUGAUCUCCGUCAAGAAUGAGAGCCUGUACUACCUGGAGGCUGAGUUCAAGUCAGAGCAGCCGCUGGCAGUUUUGAGCUCCAACAUGUCGGAGGACAUUUACAAGUUCGGAAUGAACAUGGAGAGGAUGGACGACCACGACCAUGCUGGCAGUGUGCUGGGAGUGAUUCUGGAGGAGAGUUCCGAUCUCUUGAGCCACAGCUUGUCCCCCAACAACAGCAUCACGUGGCAUCAGUUCGGCUACUUGUCCAUGAAUCCGCUGUCCCACAAGACGGAGCUGAAGAAGUGCGAGGGGAUGUUCGGGUCGCUGCGGAGAGACGGAUACAUGUUUCACUCCGGUGAUCGGGUAGGGCUCUUGGUCGACACGCACAGGAUGAAGGUAUCCUUGGAGCAGAUCGGAUUCACAAGGAACGGGCGGCUCGUACAGAACCUCACCCGGUCCCUUAGAGAUGUCCUCCCGAAGCACGACUUGCGCAUGUUUGUGGGCUGCCAUGACUCGCAGGUUUCUUGGAAGGUGGUCCCCGACGAGACAGCGAUAAAGACCCUGAAGGCGAUCGAUUGGAAGGAUUGGGUGGCAGAUCUUCAUCCAAACGACCCUUACACUGUCUCCAAGAUGUUUCACGCUGCCGAGUACCUCCUCACUCCUGAGGUUUACGAGGAAUUCCACGACAUCAUGCUGGAUCCUCAAUGGCCAAAGCUCGGCUAUCGUUUCGAUCAGAAUCCUGAGUUCCGGGAGAUGGUGGAGCGCAUGAUGGGAAGGAAGGUGAGGGAGGAAGAGCUGUACUCUGGCGAGGAGGAGUAUCGUCCAGAGUGGGGCCAGGAGACCCAGGAAGACUCAGACUGA
Guillardia theta CCMP2712 is the source of this 1377-nucleotide messenger RNA. RefSeq lists its product as hypothetical. Lineage: Eukaryota; Cryptophyceae; Pyrenomonadales; Geminigeraceae. Bases 1 to 1377 code for a protein of 458 amino acids. The record is from RefSeq and is a predicted model, not a curated record. The transcript has 11 exons.